CGAAAAUAACACCUCAAACUCAAAAUGUCGCGCAGAGGAGAGGGCAGUUUGUUCAUUGGAAGACUCAGUAAAAACACUCAACCUCGGCAUUUAGAAGACGUUUUUGAACCAUACGGACGGUUAGCAAGAUGUGAUGUCAAAUAUGGUGCUGAAAUGGCUUAUGGCUUUGUUGACUAUGAAGACAGAAGAGAUGCAGAGGAUGCACUAAAGUAUGAAAAUGGAAGGGAGAUAUGUGGAUCUAGUAUUCGUGUGGAAUGGGCAAAGGGAAAUCCACGACGGCCAUAUUCAUCAUCAUCAAGAGGAGGUGGUGGAGGUAUGUACGAUGAAUGCUAUCGCUGUCACAGAACUGGACACUUUGCACGAGACUGCCCCAAUGACAGCUCUUACGGAUUCCGUCGCUCCAGAGGUGGGGGAGGAGAUAGGAGUGGGGGAGGAGGACGUUACGGCUCUCGUAGAAGAAGCAGGUCACGGUCUAGAUCCCCAUACAGACGAAGAAGGUCCCCCUCCAGAAGUCGCAGCAGAAGCAGGGAUAGGAGAAGAUCUAGAUCUGGUAGUCCUGACAGGAGAAGAAGCCGAUCAAGGAGCAUGUCAAAAUCUCGCAGUCGUUCUAGAUCUAUCAGUCGGUCAAAGAGCAGGUCACCAGUUAACGAAGGUGGUGAUGCGAAGGGCGGAUCACGAUCUAACAGUCCUGCCUCUGAUCACGAAUAGUCCAGCGGUUUCUGUAUUAAGCCAGUAGGAUUAACAGUAGUGACCGGUGGUGUAGAGGACAGUGGUUCAUUUUCUUCAUUUGAAAUCAAUUGUCAUGCUUUCUGUUUUGGCAUUUUAAAAAAGAAAUCUCACCAUUUUAGGAAACAUAUCUUCAUAAUAAAUGUUUUUAAAUGAAA
Molecule: messenger RNA, 884 nt
Organism: Saccostrea echinata
Lineage: Eukaryota; Metazoa; Mollusca; Bivalvia; Ostreida; Ostreidae
Product: serine/arginine-rich splicing factor 6-like
Exons: 7
Coding region: 25-708 (227 amino acids)
Biological process (GO): positive regulation of mRNA splicing, via spliceosome
Cellular component (GO): spliceosomal complex
Molecular function (GO): zinc ion binding; RNA binding
Source: RefSeq, a predicted model, not a curated record